Fusarium oxysporum Fo47 is the source of this 2390-nucleotide messenger RNA. RefSeq lists its product as uncharacterized. Gene Ontology annotation, cellular component: cytoplasm. Lineage: Eukaryota; Fungi; Ascomycota; Sordariomycetes; Hypocreales; Nectriaceae. Bases 106 to 2229 code for a protein of 707 amino acids. Gene Ontology annotation, biological process: cell population proliferation; mitotic spindle organization. The transcript has a single exon. The record is from RefSeq and is a predicted model, not a curated record.
GUGGCUUGAACCAGACUAUCAAGUCAACGAUAUCCUCUGCCGACUGGAACUGUGACUACACAUUGACUGUUUGAUUAUCACUUCCUUGAUUCAGCGUGCAUCACAAUGGAAACACCACUGUCGCCCACCCAAGAUUCACAUCUCAAUAUCCAGACACCAGCUACUGCUCAGCGGUACGACUCCUACGAGGUACGAACAGUCUCCACGUCCUCAGAAUCACAGAGCCAACCCUCUCAGGGAUCAUCUCCUUUCGUGUCUACCCUCAACGAUACUACACUUUCCGAUCAGGAGAACCAUUCUCCCUCAAAAUCACGACACUCCCGAGUCCUCUCUGGCGCGACCCUUUCACCGCUGAAGAUCCUCACCGACCAGCGAGAGGUGAGAGACGGAAGACCAACAGAUAGACUAGGCCCCAACGCUCGUAGCCCUAGAAAGGUGUCUCCUGAGAAGCGUUUUCCUGUUAAGAUCAGCAACCCUCUCGACACAACCUGCGCUGCCUCCCAAGAGAGCACGAUGAGUCUAGAGGAUGCAGUGCGACAAAACGAAGGCCUCAAGCGCGCAAUUGAGAUCUUUGAAGAUGAGCAGAGCGUCCUGGAAGACGGCCUGGACGACAUGGACGUCACUACUGGCACCCUCAAUGUUAACCCUUGUGGAGAAAUGGAGGUCGACGAUUCCGUAUGCCCUGACGAUACAGCGAUCAGUACCUUCAGUACCUUCUCGGCUGUGCCCAACCUAACCAUGUUUGCCAAACUCGGCCAAAGUCCCACUAAACUGUCCGAUAUGGGUAGUCUCACGCCUCGGGCAAACACACGACCUGAUCCCUCCCCAUCACGAACGUCACGAGCCAGACCGAGACACGACUCAGGGAACACAACGAAUCUUCUGGACUUUACAGAGCAGCUGCGUUUUCCUCAGAGAUCACCCCAAAAGUCACCGGCCAAGGGCGGGCUUUCUCCAUCUCGCACAGCACCUGAUGUAACUGCGACGCCUUCUCGUGGCGGAUUUGCCAACCUCAUCGACUUCGAUAUUCCCCCUAUGCCUACACCUCGAAGCGUCCCCAGCAUCACCGCGAGAGAACUCGAGUCUCUCAAAUCAAACUUUCUGUCAGAGAUCAGCUCACUCAAAGCUUCAUUGAGUGGUAAGGAAGCCGAAGUGCAAUCGCUCAAGGCCGCAGUUGGUGAUGCAGAGAAGCGAGUGGGUGAGUCCCAGGAGCAGCUCCGCGAGGAACGCUCUAUCAAAGAGCAACUUACUGCUGAGAAAGAGGGUUGGGAGAACCGAGGUCGUGAGAUGGAACAUGUCUUGCGGAAGGCCAAGGAAGAAAUUGUGGAGAGCCAAAGAGAACAGGAAGAGCUCGAACAGAAGUUGGAAGAGAGUGAGAAGCGACGUGAGGCAGCCGAGAUGUUGCACCAGGAGGCGGAGAGUAAGAUGGCGGGUAUGCGUGCCGGGAAAGACACCGACAAGUCGUCGCCCGAAAAGCCCAAGAGCCCAAACGACACCAAUCACGAAGUUGAGAUUGCAGUCGAGCGGGUGGCUCGUGAGCUUCAUGCUCUUUAUAAGAGCAAGCACGAAUCUAAGGUCACUGCCCUGAAGAAGUCAUACGAGACUCGGUGGGAGAAGCGUGUCCAUGAGCUUGAAAGCAGGAUUAGAGAACUUGUCGAGGAGAACGAACGUCUGCGCGUCUGCCGAAAUACAACAAUGACCAGAGUCGAGCCCGACAGCAUUGAGGCCGAUGAGCGCAAGGCCCAAGCAGUCCGAGACAGCGCAGCAAUCAAGGAGUUGAACGCCGAUAUCCAACGACUUGAGGCAGUUGUCCAUACAGUACAGCUCGACAACGAGUCACUGCGCAGUAUGCUGGAGAAGGAGCGCGUAGAGAAGGGAGAGCUUGUGCAACUUGCCGAGGAGAUGAUGAGCAUGCAGAGCUUUGUUGCGCAGACACCAAAGUCUCAGCCCCAGCAACAACCUCAACAGCCUCCGUCUGCGUCUCGUUACCCUCAUGAGAGACAACAUGACCGAGAGCCUGAGACUAAGACGCCAAAACGAAGUGCAGAUCACUUUAGAAGCAGUGUUAGUCGUGCUUCAGGACUACGCGCGCCAGGUUCAGGACUCCGAGCACCUCACGAGCGAACAAAGAGCGCAGGUGGUUUGCCUCGUCCAGGCGGUAUGGCCCGUAGCGGCAUUAUGAACUCCAUUGAGAAGAUGGGCAAUUACCGGGGACGUGGAGCAGAGUAGUAUUGGACGGGGAGAAACACAAUGAGCCUCAAAAGGGCAGAUGAACGCGAAAACUAAUGACACAUAAAACUGUAUGACUAGAGCCUGUUUUUCUGCGUGGCAUAUGCUCGGAGAAGGCCGUGAGCUCACUCUAGAGCCCUGGCAUGACAUUGUUUAUUGAC